Penicillium nucicola is the source of this 594-nucleotide messenger RNA. RefSeq lists its product as uncharacterized. Bases 1 to 594 code for a protein of 197 amino acids. The record is from RefSeq and is a predicted model, not a curated record. NCBI's taxonomy places the organism in Eukaryota, Fungi, Ascomycota, Eurotiomycetes, Eurotiales, Aspergillaceae. Gene Ontology annotation, cellular component: mitochondrion. The transcript has a single exon.
AUGGUCUCAUUCUUCGGCUGGGGCUCAAGCCCAAAGCCCACCGAAAGCUCAGAGAAGCCUUCAGAAACAUCCAACCCGAAACAACCCCAAACCCCAGAAGACACACCCACAACGCUCCCAAUGCAAUUGCCUCGGCCACCAGCGCGCGAGAAUACAAACCUGAAGCUCCUGUUUGGAGGAAUGACCUUCUUCGCCCUCACAGUACUAGUAACCAGACGAGCCUUUAACAAAAAGCGCAUCGCAUGCAUCCCACCCUUUUACACGAGCUCCGUCUACCACCAACCGCACUCGAACUCCGCAGCGGACGCCUUUGAGGCACUCAAUCUGGCUACGUUGAAUGUUUUGUCAUUCGGUAUGAUGGCUGGUGGUGCAGCUGGGUAUGCAUUGAAUAUCAAUAGUUUGGAUGAUAUGCGGAGGUUUGUUAGGGCUGGGUUGCAAGGUGGCAGUGAUGCGCCUGUUAAGAGUGAUGAAGAGUUGGAGGCCGAGGUUACCGAGUGGGUCAGUAAGGUGCUUGGUGAUCGAUUUGAGAAGCAGCUCGAGAAGGAGAAGGCAAAGAGGUUGUCGUCCUUUGAGUCGGGAACGAAGGAGAACUAG